Molecule: messenger RNA, 1587 nt
Organism: Ostreococcus lucimarinus CCE9901
Lineage: Eukaryota; Viridiplantae; Chlorophyta; Mamiellophyceae; Mamiellales; Bathycoccaceae
Exons: 1
Coding region: 1-1587 (528 amino acids)
Biological process (GO): GPI anchor biosynthetic process
Cellular component (GO): endoplasmic reticulum membrane
Molecular function (GO): alpha-1,2-mannosyltransferase activity
Source: RefSeq, a predicted model, not a curated record
AUGCGCGAGGCGCGCCGGCACGCCUCACACUUACUCACCUCCGUCCUCGCGUGUUGCCUGAUCUUCCGCGCCUUCAACGCCGUCGUCGUGCGCACGUUUUUCAACGCCGACGAGUUUUGGCAAGGGCCAGAAAUCGCGCACAAAAUCGUCUACGGCUACGGCCACGCGACGUGGGAGUGGCGCGCCAAGCUGCGAGGGUACGCGCAUCCCUUAAUCUAUGCGCUGGUGUAUAAGCUGGGCGACGCGGUCGGCGCGCGGUCGGCUUGGUUCGUGAGACACGCGCCGCGGGCGACGCACGCGGCGCUGAGCGGGACGCACGACGUCGGAUGUUAUCGCCUGGCGCUGCGAUUGCACGGCGACGCGUGCGCGAGGGCGGUGAUCGUGUUGAGAUUUUUGAAUUGGUUCGUGUUUUACUGCGAGACGCGGAGCUUCUCGAAUUGCGUGGAGGCCUGCGCGACGACGUGGGCGUUGACGUUUUGGCCGCUCGGGACGACGCUCGGGACAGGCGCGGGCGGACGCCGACGGCGGUUCAAGGCGUUGGUUUUAGCGGCGUUGGCGUGCGUGAUGCGACCGACGAGUGGCGUUUUGUGGCUCGCGCUCGGCGUGCGGACGUUGAUCAAGGCGAAGGCGACGAUCGGGGAGAAGGCGCGAUUUGCGGCGCUCGAAGCGGCGCCGACGGCGCUUGCUGCGCUCGGCGCCUCGGCGUGCGUCGAUAGGUAUUUUUACGGCGAGUGGACGUGUGUGGUGUGUAAUUUCGUGCGGUUUAAUGUAUUUGAAGGUGGAAGCGCGAUAUAUGGCUCACAUCCUUGGCACUGGUAUCUCACGCAAGGGUAUCCGGCGGUGAUGGGCACGAUGCUGCCGCUCGCGGCGAUUGGAUUUUGGCGCCAUCGCGCGACCAAGCCAGAGGCGUUUAUAGCGACGUUUUGGACUAUUUUGGGGUACUCUUUCGCCGCGCACAAAGAAUUCAGGUUCUUACUGCCGUGUCUCGGCGUCUCGCUCGUGAGUGCGGCCUCGGUGCUAUCGUCCAUGACGCCGUCGCGUCGACGUUUCGUCGUCGCCGCGUUGGUCGUCACCAACGUCCCCGCGGCGCUGUACUUGUCCGUGUGGCAUCAAGCCGGUACGAUCGCCGUCAUGCCACACAUCGCGCGCUUGGCGAAAAGUGGCUUAAUAACCCACGGGGGCGUACUUUUCGCCACGCCGUGCCACCAGACGCCGUUUUAUUCGCACAUCCAUCGCGAGAUUCGCAUGACGUUUCUCGACUGCUCGCCCGACCGCGCGCCGGGCGAGGACGAUUCCGCCAAGUUCACCGCCGACCCACAUGCGUGGCUCGAACAAAAGUACGGCGCGACGCCGAGCGCGAAUGACGCGCACGCCUGCGCUGUGGCCGCGGCGUUGGCACCGAGCCGACUCGUUCUCUUCGACGCCGACGCCCUUCGAGCGAGCGCCUGGCUCGCGAGUUGGAAUUUCACCCUCGAGGCCGAUUUCCAUCACGCCCACGUCGAGGUCGACCGCGAGCUGCAGCGUCGAUUAUUAGUGUACGCGCGCGACGCCGACGCCGCGACGCGGCGUUGCGAGGCGCAGGAAUAG